AACCAAUACCGAUCUAAGGCCACUGAAAUAGUAACCAAGAUCAUAAAGGGUCUCAAUGGUAAGGUUGACAGACUCGCCUCUGAGGUGGUAGAUAAAGUUGAACAGGCUCUCAAACAGGCUCUCCAAUCUCAACCUCAACCUGAAGGUCAAGGUGAUAAAGUCACAACUAAUCUCGACAGUCCCAUCAGUAAUGUCCUCACCGAUAAUAAUGGUCUCACCACUCUAGUCCAAAACGUCAAAGAAGCUCUCGAAAAACAUCUUGAAAUCACUAAUAUCCAAGGUGGUGUUGAUAAAUCUGCAGUCCAGGCAGCCAUCCAAAACCUCCAAUCUAAAAAACAAGCUGCCAUCGCCGCAGUCAAAGGAGCUCUCGGUGGUCCCAGUGCCAAUGAUACCGCUAAAAUAGAGGAUAAAGAUCUCACCGCACCUGCCACAACUGCUCUCAAAACUGUCAAACUCCAAAAUCAGGCAGGUGCAGUCAAAACUAAACUCACAACUGGUGGUAGUGGUAAAACCCAAAUAAAUAUCGGCCAUUCAAUCACUGCAGCUCUCGGAAAACUCAAACAAACUAAACCUGGUAGUAGUCAAGAAAAAGAACCCAAACCUGAAGCCAUCGCUGACGUCCAAUCCGCUCUCUCUCAAGGUACUGAUAAAGAUCCAUACAUCCAGCUAUGGCACAUUAAGGGCACUGAUGGCUACAGUAGUCUAGAUAGUGCCCAUUGGUACAUUAUGUUUCCAUUUCUUAUGGUCCUUGUAGGAAUGGGUCUGGUCUACUGCAUAUAUCCUGCCAUAGCUCCUGGAAUGAUUGUUCCAUUCUACCUGAUUGAUAAGAUUGAGAUGGUACUGUUGAUAGCUACCAUAUUUCCAGCUCUGUAUGUAGCAAUUGCCAGAAGUGGUAAACUGAUACCAGGUUUUGGUGGUUUCUUUGAUCCCGUGUCUCCUACAUGUAAUUGGGGAGCCACCAAUAAACCUGUUUGGCUACCAAGUGAUUUAGGCACUGGAUACCACUGGCACCUAACUGACCUAGUGAUUCCCACAAUGAUCAUUUUAGCCUAUUUAUUUAUUUACUCACUGCAUUACAGAGACUCAUCAGUUGCCAGAUCAAUCAUCAACCAACCCAAAAUGUCUACAUGUCUAACCAUUCUAUUCUAUAUGUGUCAUGAGAUCUCAUUGGCUGUAGGAUUUCCAGGUAUCUUUGGUGGUAAUGGAGGUGGUAGCAUCUUAGCCCUAACGGCACAGUUGAUGGGUGCAUUUCUGAUGUGUCUGUUAGCUCCAUAUUCUGAAGGUUACAUUAUUGAGUAUAAGAGACAUGAUCCUAGCAAUUGGCCUACAGCAGGAAUGACUAGGUGGAAUGCCCUUAGGUACUGGACCAAAAUGGCCUCAAAGAACUGCAAUAAGAACCUAGCAGCAUUGUUCACCAAGGACCUGAGAAGAGACCUGUUACUCUGCAUAGAAAGAAAUGAGCUAAUCUAA
Messenger RNA from Theileria parva strain Muguga, 1470 nucleotides. RefSeq lists its product as uncharacterized. The transcript has a single exon. NCBI's taxonomy places the organism in Eukaryota, Apicomplexa, Aconoidasida, Piroplasmida, Theileriidae. Bases 727 to 1470 code for a protein of 247 amino acids. The record is from RefSeq and is a predicted model, not a curated record.